Messenger RNA from Aspergillus alliaceus, 1016 nucleotides. Its product is annotated as kinase-like protein. Gene Ontology annotation, molecular function: ATP binding; protein kinase activity. NCBI's taxonomy places the organism in Eukaryota, Fungi, Ascomycota, Eurotiomycetes, Eurotiales, Aspergillaceae. The record is from RefSeq and is a predicted model, not a curated record. Gene Ontology annotation, biological process: protein phosphorylation; signal transduction. The coding region runs from base 37 to 855 and encodes 272 amino acids. The transcript has a single exon. Gene Ontology annotation, cellular component: cytoplasm.
AGCAACAUCUUUUAUUAACUUUUCUCCCUAAACGUUAUGGAUAAGGCUUCUGUUGGGCCUAGUAUACCUGGUGGACAAACUCAGCCUUCAUUGAUCGCUAUAGGGACAACAAGUUCAGUUUAUGCGAUUGAUAGCUGUUUUGUCCUGAAACGUCGCCCUAAACCAUCCGACGAUUUUGCUCACCUGGCCUAUAACAUCGAAAUCCGCGCUUAUGAACGGUUGGGUAAUCAUCCACGAAUCGCAACCUGUCGAGAAGUAACGGAAAAUGGCAUAAUCAUAGAGCGCGGUGAAUGUCUACGCAAGAAAAUACAGAGCGAGGGACCAAAGACGACAAUGCAGACCAGACUACGAUGGGCCCGAGAGGCUGCAGAGGGCUUGCGCUACAUACAUCAUAAAAAUAUUAUCCAUGCUGAUGUUGGUUGUCAUAAUCUACUCUUGGAUCGGUCGGGCCAUAUAAAGUUUAUUGACUUUGCUGGCUCUGGUAUCGAUGGAGAAGCUCCUUUAGUAUGCUACGAAUGGUGUAGCUAUCGGCCGGGAUCGGAACCUGAUAUCAAAACAGAUAUGUUCGCCUUCGGCUCGACCCUUUUUGAAAUAGAGACGGGUAAGAAACCUUACCACGACUUAGAGAAGACUCUUGAGACUGGACAAUUAAUGAGAAGAGUGGAGCAUCUUUUUACUGUGGGGCAGUACCCCAGAGUAGAUAUGCUCAUACUUGGUGGCGUCAUUUUACGUUGUUGGAACGGAUACUAUAGCUCAAUGGAUGAAGCCAUGAGAGAUAUAGACGCUUGCUGCCAGGAUAAGCAUGGUAGAAGCAAGAUCACAUCUCGUGGCUUUGGGCAAUGUGUUUUAUUUUGAUGUAUUGGUAUUUGUAUAUUACAGAACGUUCGUCGACGUUUGCGGAGGUUUCUUACCGGGAGACAAAUUACAUAUGGCACUUGUUUAUGAUCUAGUAGUGGAUAGUUUAAGGGGACCAUUUAUAUGUGUUAACGACUCUGACACGGUUAGGUCAAAGUACG